GGACUGACUGGGGUUCCCUCAGGUGUUUGGCUCCAGUCAUGGCCGGGAGCUCAGAGAAAGUACCGAUCGCCUCGGCGGGACCGGAGGACCUGCAGCACUUCAUGCCCCCGGCCUACUCCGCUGUGGCCGUGAAGCCCGCCGCCACCGGCCGCCUCCUGAAGGCCGGGAUCGCGGUGCUCAUCGCCGGGGCCCUGCUGCUGCUGCUGGGGGCAGUCGGAGCUUUCUACUUCUGGAACAACAACGAGAAACACGUCUACAAUGUCCAAUACAGCAUGAGCAUCAACGGCAAAGUGGAGGAGGGUACAAUGGAGAUCGACUCGGCCAACAACAUGGAGAGAUUCAGCAUGGGCAGCGGGGCCGACGAGGCCGUGGAGGUCCACGACUUUGAGAUUGGGAUCACAGGGAUCCGGUUUUCAGGAGGAGAGAAGUGCUACAUAAAGACCCAAGUGAAGGCUCGACUGCCUGACGUGGAGACUCUCAACAAGGACUCGAUGACAUUUGACCUGGAGGACGAGGUGAUGCCGGCCAAAUUUGAGGACGACCUGAUCUGGGUGGCGGCUGACACUCCCCUCUCAGACUCCGCCUUCCUCAGCAACAAGAUAAAGGACUUGUGUGGAGAGCUGCCAAUCUUCUGGCUCCGUCCCACCUACUCAACCAGCGGACAGAGGAAGAGGAGGGCCGCCCCCACCCGCCAGCGCCGCCAAGCAGCCGAGGCCGGGCCCGGAGCCGGGGAGGAGGAAGAGGACGUGGAGGCAGAGUUCAACCCAGAGAACCCUUAUCACAGAGGCCUGGAGGGUGAGCAGGGCAACAUGAACAUCGACCCCAUGCUGGACCACCAGGGUGUUUGCUGCAACGAGUGCCGCCGCAGCUACACCCACUGCCAGAGGAUCUGCGAGCCGCUGGGAGGGUACCACCCCUGGCCAUACCACUACCGGGGAUGCAGGGUGGUUUGUAGAGUUAUCAUGCCCUGCAACUGGUGGGUGGCGCGCAUUCUGGGUCUGGUGUAAACACCCCUGCUCAGCAGGGGGAGAUGGAGGGGGAGAAACUAGGGAGGGACAGGGUUGAAAAGAAGAAGGGGAGGUGAAGGGAAAGUUUUAGGGAAGGAAAACGGUGGCUUCUUAUUGUCACAGACUGUAGUUAACUAUGGGUCUGAGCAGAUUCGUACGAAAUGAACGGCGUCGGUGUGUGCCCACACAUUAGAAAUGCAUGGUACAGAAUCUAGGACAGACAUGUUCUCACAUGUAAAGGUACGCAGUGGCUGCACACUGCACAGCUUGUCUUAUUAAUAAAACAUACCUGCUAUGGAUUUAGAUCCUUCUGAACUACAGCACAGAGGUUAUGAUACGCUACACCCAUAUCAACACACCUGUUUCCACCUGCAUUGAUUUCAAACAUGUAGAACGCCACCUAUUUAUCUGUAGGAAAAGCAGGUACGCUUGUAUUUAUAGAGCUGGUUUUUCUUGUCUUUCAUUCUUUGCUUGUUGAUGUAAAUAAAUGUAUAGGGUGCAACAUAUUUCAGUAGCUGGCUUAAAUAGCACCUGCUGUUUGUUUCACUUGUCAUCACUCUAGUGAGAAAUAUUUUUGACUCCUGUGUUUUAACUCUUUACUUUUCCUAUUUUAUCUCCACAAGUAGCUCUCAUUAAAACAAUGUACUGUAUGCGCACUCUCUCACAAUCUUUCAUCUAGAUGUACUUUCAUCUGCGUUGAAGAAGCUCUCUCAAAGUGCAAUAUCACUGAAUAAACUUUUUUAAGUAACUUUAAA
Molecule: messenger RNA, 1762 nt
Organism: Epinephelus lanceolatus (giant grouper)
Lineage: Eukaryota; Metazoa; Chordata; Actinopteri; Perciformes; Serranidae
Product: leukocyte cell-derived chemotaxin 1-like
Biological process (GO): negative regulation of endothelial cell proliferation; negative regulation of angiogenesis
Source: RefSeq, a predicted model, not a curated record